Molecule: messenger RNA, 2256 nt
Organism: Amoebophrya sp. A25
Lineage: Eukaryota; Dinophyceae; Syndiniales; Amoebophryaceae
Source: the annotation of a GenBank genome assembly
AUGUUCGACGACGAUCCUUUCAAAGACGAGUUCUCAGUUAACGCCGGUGACGUCUUUGGCGGGGGACCCAAACCGAUCGUUUCUCCAGUUCCCACAGCGUCCCUUGCGACCACAGGCCACUUUGGAGGAACCGCCACCGCACCUAGUGCUGCUGCUUCUGCCCUAUCCACAUCAGGCGGAGGUGGAGUAUUUGACGAUUUUCCUGUAUUUCCAGAUGGACUCCUGCCACAAGGGACUUCUGCCACAACAGCACCGACUGGAGGAUCAAAUAAAGCAAGUCCGACACUUGCAGCGGGACAAGCGGGUUAUGAAUGGACACAACUUUUAAUAAUAAUCAGUAGACUUCAACUUCUACUACCAGACCUCGAUGAUGAUCGAUGUGAUUAUUAUUACUUAUACUUCUCCCAGUGACAUUUUUUUUUCGAAGCCUACAUCAGUGUAAGAAGAACUAGAGAUAGAAUGUCCACAUUCUACGUAGUCAUCUCCAAGCCAUAUCGUAGACUACUACCAGACCUAGGAUUGUAGGUAGUCAUCUCCAAACCAUCUCGUUGACCGGAUCCGCAGGCAAUUUCGUAAUUUCGUCACCGACGACUAGCGGUAACGGACACCUCGGAGAUGCUGCGAGUCAAGCAAAAGCUGGGUCUUUGGGAGGUGGCAGUGAAGUAGAGGCGCUUCUACGAGAACUAGUAGCGUCAUCGAAACGGCAAGAGGCGUUAUUGGAGAGACUGGUCGCUAAUAUGUCGUCGUCGGAGCAGAGUGGACAUGUCGGUCAAUCCAGAGGUCAAUUGGUUCAGCCGCCGAGACAUCAGCUGCCUCCUGGAUACCCGAAUCAGAUAAAAGGUGGCAUGAUGCCUGCGCCACAACAUACGAUGCCGCCGAUGCCAGGUAGUUCGCUUUUUUUGGAUGAGGUUGCGUAACGCUAUCGAUGACCUACACCUUUUGCAAGUUAAAUUUCAGAUUAAGGUUCGUUGGCUCAUCAUUCACGAAAUGUUGGAUUAUCAUUCAUCAACAUAUCAUCGAUCCAUCUUUUUCCACCAGGUGGUGCCGGAAUGGCUUACAACAAUCCAGGAGCGCCACAGCAGUCGCCAGCCCUUCAACAAGCCGCUUCGGAUGAACAGCGACGGAGACGGUUGGAGGAAGAAAGACGCAAAGCAGAGGAAAUGAGGUUCCGGAAGCUAGAAGAAGAACGCAAAAAACGCGAGAUGGAAGAAGCACGAAAAGCCGAAGAGAUGAGGCGGUUGGAAGAAGAGCGGAGAAAAAGGGAACAGUUGGAGAAGAAAACUUAAGAUCAGAAGAUGCUUUAGUUCAUGCUGAUGUUCAACAAGAACUCUUAGUACUUUUGCUACUGUACUGUAACAGUGGGUACACAACUGUCAACAACAUUGCAAUUUAUUUGAGAGUCAGUAAUUAUUUCUACACUCUUAGUCCACCGAAAUACUGAUCUUAGAAAGUCCUAGGCUCAUCUUAUUACUAUCACCAAAUAAGAUGUCUUGCUGAAGUGGUAUUCUCGUCAUCUGAGCGUUAUUCUAAUCUCCCCAGAACCUGAUGCAAGGAUUGCUUGGCGGGGGAGGCGAUCCCACUACCGCUGGAGCGGCACCAGCAGACGCGACAGCACCCGCGGCUGGCGGCGUCCCUGUUUUAGCGCCAUCAGCUGGCGCCACGCCUAAUAUUGGCGGAGGUGUUAAGGGGAUCUUUGAAGACGACGACGACAUAUUUGGAGCGGGAUCGAUGCUAGGCGGUAGCGGCACACGGCCAGCUAAAGGAGGACUUUUUGAUGACUAAGUAAUUUCUGAUUUACGAAGCUCUUUGGUGGAUACGGAUUGCGAGCAUGCUUUCUCGAACUAGAAAUCUGAAUUGUCAAGAAUUGUAAGAAAAAUCAUAGGGAAGAAACAAAUUUUUUGAUAGGUGCGAAGCACAGCUAGAGCUACAUCAAAGACAACCGCGGUAAAAAACAUAACAGGGAUUCACAAUACGAUUUACCUCAUAUGAACAAUUUUUUUGCGUACGAUAUUUACAAACUCUAACUCAGAACAGUCCGUUGUACCCUACCCUACCCCCCGAUCCCUCUCUCUAUGCAGAGAAAAAUUUGGCCUGCCAAGCAUUUUUCUUCGCAGAUUUUUUCUCGUGGACGAAAGAUCUCAUCUCCGCCUUUCGGGCUUGGAAAAGUCUACUUUCUGUACCUGCUGCCCGCAUGUGUUCAACAACUUUUCCGCAAACGUACCGGACCUCAAUCUUCUCUCGAAGCAUGCAUCAAUC